Necator americanus (New World hookworm) is the source of this 909-nucleotide messenger RNA. RefSeq lists its product as uncharacterized. Gene Ontology annotation, molecular function: galactosylgalactosylxylosylprotein 3-beta-glucuronosyltransferase activity. Lineage: Eukaryota; Metazoa; Nematoda; Chromadorea; Rhabditida; Ancylostomatidae. The record is from RefSeq and is a predicted model, not a curated record. The coding region runs from base 1 to 909 and encodes 302 amino acids. Gene Ontology annotation, cellular component: Golgi membrane. The transcript is spliced from 5 exons. Gene Ontology annotation, biological process: chondroitin sulfate proteoglycan biosynthetic process; carbohydrate metabolic process.
AUGCUGAUACGGUUGAAACCGAAGGCACUGUUGGCCGCUCAGUUGUUCUGUGGUCGACUCGUUGCCAUCAUAAUCGUUUCAGCUGUAAUCUACACGCUCGUUAUUGCAUAUCGAAACGAGUUUAUGCAUUCAUUUCGAAAACGGGAAGCCACUAAGAACGCAAGAAACGUAACGAUCAUUGUUGUUACACCAACAUAUAAACGCAAGGAACGCAUUGGCGAUAUGUUAAGAAAAAAACCUGCACAUUUUCGGUUGUCGCAGACGUUGAGUCAUAUACGAAAUCUUCAUUGGAUUGUCGUCGAAGAUGGGAACUCGACAGCGGAGGUGAUUCGGAGGUUGCUCAACCGAAGUAAUAUUCCUUAUGUGUAUCUAGCUACAACAACCGCUCCAGGAAUGCCAAAACGUGGCUGGACGCAACGCAAUCUUGCGUUACAGUACCUUCGGGAGAACUACAGCCCAGACACUGAUGGUGUGCUCUACUUUGCUGACGAUGAUAACUCGUACGAUGUGCGAUUAUUUGAUAAUUACAUACGGAAGGUGAAACGGCUGGGAAUAUGGCCUGUUGGCUUGGUCGGAGGAGCGUGGGUGGAAGCACCGCGGGUGGAUAAAAAAGGGAAAGUAGAAGGGUGGGAUGUGUUGUUUGCCCCUCGACGAGAAUUUGCAACCGACAUGGCAGGUUUCGGUCUACAUAUCAAGGAGCUCUUCAGAGUAAAGAAUGCAACAUUCGAGAAGUGCACUAAGACAGCAGGAUUCGGACCCGAAUCCUGUUUUCUCACUCAAUUCGGUUUCAAAAAGAAGGACGCGGAACCGUUUGGGCUCAACGAAAUUCCUAAGGAUAUUCUCGUUUGGCACACAAAGACCUCCGAAUCGAGAGGAUCAGGACCAUUGAGAGGUUUUGUCAUUGAGUGA